CUUCAUGCGGUUGAUUUCUUCAGUCAAAUCAUUCCGUGAUCUCACCCUGUGCGCCCUUCGGAGACCCCUCAUCCGCACUCUUCGGGAAAUCCGGGCCAUCAACGUUCCCUAUCAACAACACUUUCGUUCUCUCACUUCACAAAUUCAAGAACCAAUAGACAUGGCGACCAAGGAGGGGAAGUCAAACAAGUUGAGCUUUCAGCUCAAGACACCUAAAGGCACAAGAGAUUGGAUUGGUGUCGAUAUGAUUAUCCGUGAAUCGAUCUUCAGCGCCAUCACGGAAGUGUUCAAGCGACACGGCGGUACGCAACUAGACACACCCGUAUUCGAAUUAAAGGAGAUCCUGGCUGGCAAAUAUGGCGAGGACUCUCGUCUUAUCUAUGACCUUGCCGACCAAGGUGGAGAGGACAGCGCCCUUCGCUACGACUUGACGGUGCCGCUUGCACGAUGGCUCGCCAUGAACACCUCAGUGCAACACAUUAAGCGGUUUCAAAUAGCUAAGGUGUACCGACGAGAUCAGCCGGCAGUUGCGAAAGGGCGGAUGCGCGAGUUCUACCAAUGCGACUUUGAUAUCGCUGGUUCCUACGACCCUAUGAUCCCAGAUGCUGAGGUCCUCCGAAUUGUAGUAGAGGUUUUUGAGGCGCUCAACAUGCGCGACUAUAUCACGAUUAAGCUUAACCACCGAAAGAUUCUUGAUGGGUUGUUUGGAGCGUGUGGUGUUCCUGGGGAUAAGAUUCGUUCAAUAAGUUCUGCGGUUGACAAGCUUGAUAAGCUCCCAUGGGAGCAAGUCAAAUUAGAGAUGGAAGAGAAGGGGUUGGCACCAGAAGUCGCGGACAAGGUUGGGCAGUAUGUGAAGCUGAGCGGUGGCCGUGAUAUUCUGGACACCAUUAGAUCCGACGAUCUACUAAGCACCAAUGAGAACGUUAUGAAGGGCGUUGAGGACAUGGAGCUUCUUUUCAAAUAUCUCGAGGCUUUCGACGUUUUAGAUAAGAUCUCCUUCGACCUCUCCCUUGCCCGAGGCUUGGAUUACUAUACCGGUCUCAUUUACGAAGUUGUUACACCACUGUCCUCCGCAGAAGGGUUCGCUCAGUCCCAGAAAAAGUCAAAAUCGAAAUCAAACGGAGAGGACCAGAACAUUGGCGUUGGCAGUAUUGCUGCAGGUGGACGCUAUGACGACCUGGUUAACAUGUUUGCCAAGAAGCGUCAAAUCCCCUGUGUUGGUAUCUCGUUCGGUGUCGAUCGAAUCUUCACAAUCAUGAAGCAGCGCCUUGAGAACGAGGCCAAAGAGGGCAAUGCCUCCAUGCGCGCCAGCGAAGUGGAUGUCUUCGUCAUGGCUUUCGGUGGUAAGGGCUUCAAUGGCCUUCUCCUCGAGCGCAUGUCUGUUGCCAAUCAGCUAUGGAAGGCAGGCAUCAAGGCUGAAUUCGCCCAGACUGUUAAGCCGAAGCUGCCGCAACAAUUCAAGCUGGCUGAAGCCGGUGGUAUUCCGCUUGCUGUCAUUCUUGGGGAGGACGAGUUAGCAGCGGGCAAGGUCAAGCUAAAGGAACUUGGACUGCCCGAAGGCCACCCAGAAAAAGACGGCACUUUAAUCUCACGAGAGGAUCUUGUGGAAGAGAUCAAGAAGAAGCUAAACAAAAUUUCCUUACCAAUUCGCUAGGUGGCGCGUAUCCCGAUAUUAACCGGGAGACAUCAAUCGGGCAGCUGGCUAUCCUGAUAGGACAAAAAAAUAGACUAGAUAUCCAAUCGUCAUAAGCAUUAUCUCAUUUUACUUUGGCUGCUA
Molecule: messenger RNA, 1777 nt
Organism: Aspergillus nidulans FGSC A4
Lineage: Eukaryota; Fungi; Ascomycota; Eurotiomycetes; Eurotiales; Aspergillaceae
Product: histidine--tRNA ligase
Exons: 5
Coding region: 5-1654 (549 amino acids)
Biological process (GO): histidyl-tRNA aminoacylation; mitochondrial translation
Cellular component (GO): cytoplasm; mitochondrion
Molecular function (GO): aminoacyl-tRNA ligase activity; ATP binding; sequence-specific mRNA binding
Source: RefSeq, a predicted model, not a curated record